AUGGUCUCCCAACGCGAAAGAGAACUCCUUCGAGGAGACAUCCGUGCCCGGGGAUCCAAGCUCACCGCGGCCGAGCGAGAGGAACUCCUGAAGCCAUACCUCCCCGAUCCGGCCGAGCUGCGCAGUCGGCCACGCCGCAAGAAGACACCGCCGCGGAAGACGCCCAUUCGCACGUUCCUGAAAUCCCAGCUGCAUCAGCUCGUCUACACCAUCAUCCAUAUCUUCUUCGGGAUCGCGACGCGCCUCGUGCAUACGUAUCAUGCCGUCGUGGAUCGCAUCUUCGCCCUCGUGUACUACCACCACCGGACCCCCGAGUUAAUCCGCAAGGACGUGAAGAACCUCGACCGGCUGCCGCAACACCUCAGCGUCAUCCUGUCCCUCCGGAAGGAAGACGAUGCCUUGGCGGUCCUGAUGGAUGAGGUGGCGGAGCUGGCCGCCUGGAGCGCCAGCGCGGGCAUUCCAGUGUUGAGUGUCUAUGAAAGAAGCGGACUUCUGAAAUCGUGCAUCCCGCUCCUCCACCAGAUCGUCACGAAGAAGCUCUCCUCCUACUACGGAUCUCCCUCGCAGCAACCGACGUUACAGCUGUUCGCUCCUCAUCAUCCCGUCUACCAACCGCAGGACGAGCCCGAUCGGUUCGCCGAGAAAUCCAACUCCCAGACCCUGACCCUCUUGCUUCUUUCCGCCACCGACGGCCGCGAGACGUUCGUGGACCUCACCAAAACCCUGGCAGAAAUGUCGCAGAACGGAAAACUGUCCCCCGCCGACAUUACGAUGGAGUUGGUCGAUGCGGAAAUCAGCGAGAUUACGACGCAGCCGUCCCAACCGACCACUGAAGGUCCGGAUGACGCCGUUCCAGCGGUGGCUGUGAAACCCGAGCCGGACCUCUUGCUGGUGUUUGGGCCGAUCUUGAAGCUAGAUGGGUACCCGCCGUGGCAUAUCCGUCUCACCGAGAUGUUCUGCACGGGCGACAAUAGUAGUAACAUGAAUGGGUCUGGUGGAGCGGUCGAGUACCAGGGCUUUCUCCGGGGGCUGUGGCAUUAUGCAGGGGCACAGAUGAGAUUUGGUCGUUGA
Aspergillus terreus NIH2624 is the source of this 1071-nucleotide messenger RNA. RefSeq names its product ditrans,polycis-polyprenyl diphosphate synthase. Gene Ontology annotation, molecular function: ditrans,polycis-polyprenyl diphosphate synthase [(2E,6E)-farnesyl diphosphate specific] activity. The record is from RefSeq and is a predicted model, not a curated record. Lineage: Eukaryota; Fungi; Ascomycota; Eurotiomycetes; Eurotiales; Aspergillaceae. Gene Ontology annotation, cellular component: endoplasmic reticulum membrane; dehydrodolichyl diphosphate synthase complex. The coding region runs from base 1 to 1071 and encodes 356 amino acids. The transcript has 2 exons.